UUACCUAUCUACAAAAUGAACAUUUUUUAAUAUAAUCAAUACGAGUGUAAUUUACAAAUUAUUUUGAUGUUAUUGAGAUUAUGAGGUCAGAAAAUAACGAUAAGAAAAAUUCAACAUCAUAAACUUAACAUGACAAAAACAACGAAUAAUGAAUAUAAAAUUAAAAAAUCUUCAGAUAUACCAAAUGAUUCAUCUUGGCAAAAACCAAAUUUGAAAGGAGAUUGGUGUAAUAUUUUUUUAUUGGUAUUACUUUACACUAUCCAAGGAAUACCUUGUGGUUUUUCAGCGGGCUUACCAAUAAUUUUACAAAGUAAAUAUAUGGUAACUUAUGACGAUCAAGGUUCCUAUAGUUUUGUUAUGUGGCCAUAUACAAUAAAAUUAUUAUGGGCUCCAAUUGUCGAUUCAUUCUACAUACGGCGAAUAGGCCAACGAAAAUCUUGGUUUAUACCUGUUCAAUAUUUAAUAGGUGCGUUGUUACUAUACUUUGCUAGUAACAUGGAUGAAUGGUUACCUGAAUCAGGAAAACCGAACCUUAAGAUAAUUGUAUAUUUGUUGUUUAUCAUAAACUUGUUGAAUACUACUCAAGAUAUAAUUGUUGACAGCUGGGCAUUGACUAUGUUGAAAAAAAAUAACGUUAGUUAUGCAUCCACUUGCAAUUUCAUAGGUUUGUUUUUGGGUAUGUUAAUUGGAUCUUCUAGCCCAAUUCUUCUUUCAUCUGAGGAAUUUUGUAAUAAAUAUUUACGACUCACGCCUGGUUCAGGAGGAAUAAUCACUAUCAAAAAUAUAAUUCUUCUUUGGAGUGUUGUGAUUUUAAUUAUUGCAACUUUCGUUACCAUAUUUAAAAAAGAAAAGGAUAUUAAGUUAGAAUACGCAAAGAACAAUAUUUUUCAAAAUUAUAAAUUAAUAUGGAAUAUAUUAAAGCAUUCUAGCAUGAGCGUAUUUUCAAUGACUUUUCUAACAUCCGGGAUUGGAAAUUGCGUAAUGGAUUCAAUUGCACAUUUGAAAUUAAUUGACGCCGGUGUUUCUAAAGAAGACAUUAUGUUACUCACUACUGCCAUGUCUGUUUUAAAAAUAAUUAUACCUAUUCCGGUGUCAAAGUAUACUGGGGGUCCGAAACAGCUCAGUUUAAUUAUGAAAUGUACGCCAAUAAGAUUAUUUUGGAACAUACCAUAUGCUUUGUUGAUUUAUUUUACGCCUUUUUUAAUAAAAAAUAAUGGAGUUGUGAAUAUUCCAGUUUAUUAUUAUUUAAUUUUGGGUUUUAUAUUUAUAAUAAAUGAGCUGCUUUCCGACACCAUACAUCUUUCGUAUUCCGCCUUCUGCAUUAAGAUUAGUGAUCCUCGAUUUGGAGGCACUUACUUAACGUUAUUCAGUACUGUUCGAACUUUAUCAUGGAUACUACCAAAUACUGUAGUUUUAAAAAUGAUUGGUAUUUUAACAUUCAAGAAGUGUUCAAACAUAUGUUCUAAGACAGAUUUUCCAAAUAUUUGUAAUACUACAGAACAAAGCUAUAACUGUGUGACAAUUGUGGAUGGUUACUAUGUCGAAGCAGCUAUUUGUAUGGUGAUUGGAUUUGUUUGGUAUGGUAUCUUUAAACGCAUUUACAAAAAUCUUGAAUUAAAAAAUCGUUCACAUUGGAUUGUCGAUGUGAAUAAACCACCUAUUUCAGAAGAUAUUUAAAUUUUGCUGUCACUUAUCAUCGAUCCAAUAAAAGUAUAAUUAUUACUACUAAAAUUAUGUUCUAAAAUGGUAUUAAUUAUUAAAUAGUUAUUUUGUAUUUUACAAAUAUGUUGUUUUAUUAUGUAUAGUAGAUUUUGAAGAAACUUACUUUGUUUUUUUUUUUGUUUAUACUUUGAAAUUAUAUCAUUUUGACAUAUCAGAAUAAUGUCAAUAAAUAAGGUAUUUUUCUGGUAUUUUGGUACCAAAUAUGAUACUUGACAGUUGUAUAAUAAUUAAAGUAUAUACCUAAUUUGGUUACCUAUAUAACUUCUAGAUAAAAAUAUUUAAUAAAUGUAUAGGUUCUACAAUCA
Aphis gossypii (cotton aphid) is the source of this 2027-nucleotide messenger RNA. Its product is annotated as acetyl-coenzyme A transporter 1-like. Lineage: Eukaryota; Metazoa; Arthropoda; Insecta; Hemiptera; Aphididae. Bases 130 to 1677 code for a protein of 515 amino acids. The transcript is spliced from 10 exons. The record is from RefSeq and is a predicted model, not a curated record. Gene Ontology annotation, cellular component: membrane. Gene Ontology annotation, molecular function: acetyl-CoA transmembrane transporter activity.